Molecule: messenger RNA, 450 nt
Organism: Saccharomyces paradoxus
Lineage: Eukaryota; Fungi; Ascomycota; Saccharomycetes; Saccharomycetales; Saccharomycetaceae
Gene: MLC1
Product: Mlc1p
Exons: 1
Coding region: 1-450 (149 amino acids)
Biological process (GO): mitotic actomyosin contractile ring assembly
Cellular component (GO): myosin II complex
Molecular function (GO): calcium ion binding
Source: RefSeq, a predicted model, not a curated record
AUGUCAGCUACUAGAGCCAACAAAGACAUUUUCACGCUAUUUGACAAGAAGGGCCAAGGCGCCAUCGCCAAGGAUUCUUUAGGAGACUACUUGAGGGCAAUUGGCUACAACCCCACCAACCAGCUCGUACAGGACAUUCUGAACGCAGAUUCCAGCUUGAGGGAUUCCUCCACCUUGACACUAGACCAGAUUACAGGUCUAAUUGAAGUCAACGAAAAGGAAUUGGAUGCAACCACCAGGGCAAAGACAGAAGACUUCGUCAAGGCAUUCCAGGUUUUCGACAAGGAAAGUACAGGCAAGGUAUCUGUUGGUGACUUGAGGUACAUGCUAACCGGCUUAGGUGAAAAGUUGACUGAUGCUGAAGUGGACGAGCUGUUGAAGGGUGUCGAAGUGGACGGCAAUGGGGAGAUUGACUACAAGAAGUUCAUCGAAGAUGUUUUGAGGCAAUGA